AUGGACAGCGUGUUGAAUAGGCUAAACGUCAUUUCUUAUUCCAUGGCCUUGUGCUUUUUGACUCUAUGUCUUUUCAACUAUGGAACUUCCUUUUAUUUAUUCGACGAGAAUGAAAUGUCGACGAAUAUAAAAGUAAAAAGUGUGAAGAGGCUGGUGUAUAACCGGCACAUAAAAGGGGACGAAGCAGUUUUGUCGCUAGACGUAUCAUAUGACAUGAGCAAAGCAUUUAAUUGGAACUUGAAGCAGCUGUUUCUGUAUGUUCUAGUGACGUAUGAAACGCCACAAAAGCUAAGAAACGAGGUUAUCAUACAGGAUUAUAUAAUAACCGAUAAAAAAAUGGCCAAAAAAACCUACAAAAAUUUGCUCACCAAAUAUUCCCUUAAAGAUUAUAAUAAUGGAUUAAGAAAUAAUAAGAUUAAUUUACAAGUCUGUUACAAAUAUAUGCCCAUAGUUGGUUUGUCCAGAUCUUAUGAGGGUGCCAAAAUUUCGUACAAAUUGCCUGGAGAGUAUUUUGACAAUUUGUCUUCCAAUUAUCCGUUGUAUUACCCGGACAAGUGCGUAAAAUGUAGUGCGCUCGAAUUAUGUGACAACGGAGAAAAUGUGUGGUCCUUUAAAAAUAUGUGCACGAAGGAAAGGGGAGAAGAGUACGUAGAACUGUGUAGGAACGUACGAACCGAUCAAGUGUAUAGUUUUCAAAUUGCCUGUCUUAAAGAAGAUGUUUGUUUGAAUCAUAAAGAAGGGAAAAGUUGCCUGGAAGGGAAUAAAUUAAUCCAGUGCAAAAUUUGUGAUGAAAAUUUCAGAUACCAUUUCGUAACCCCAGUGAAGCGUCCCUGCGUGCUUUGUAGUUUUGCAACGUACGCUGUUUCGCUGUACUUCAUCGCCCUGGGCUUCUUUCUAAGCAUUUUAAUAAUCACUUGUAUAGAAAGGGAAAGAGAAAUGAAAAUAAUAAGACUGGUUAUUAAAUAUACGCAGUUUAUGUCCCUCCUGAGAUACGUGAAUUCCAAUUAUAGUCACUUCCUUUUAGACGCGCUGCACUUCUUCACGAUCGGAGUGCCGCUGAAUGAAGUCCUAGACUGUAUAUUCGCGAGGGGUACAAACGGAGAAAGGAUUGAAAAGAAGGUUCAUUUUUUGCUAUUCUUGCCUCUGCUCUUUUUAGUAUUCUCCCUUUUGGGAACAAUUGUCCUUCGCCUGUUAACAAGAAAGAACAAGCGCAAAAGAGAACACAGUGGCAAAUAUUUUGCGCAUAUUUUCAUUUUAUACCAUGAAUAUUUGUACUUGGAAAUAAUAAGGUUAUGUGUUUUUUUUUAUUUUUGUAAUUAUGAUGAACAGAGGAGAGGCGACUUUUUGAUAGUGGACGAUUCGUUAGAGUGCACAAAAAUGAGACGAAAAUAUUAUGUAAAAAUAUGGAUAAUCAUACUAUACAAUACGUUUGUUAAUUAUUUCCACUACUUUCUAUUUUUUCUGAAGAAAUAUAUUCUUAGUUUAGACGUCUUAUGUGUGUUAAAAGCAAAGGUAAGUACGCUUAGCCCUCCGGAUGACAUUUUCUUGCUGCUCUUUUUGUUUUUUUUCCACAAACGAUUUUUUAACAACGUGAAGGCAUCUCUAAUUGUUAAUCAUAAGAAUGGUAUAUAUAACAAUAAUGUGCACACGUUUCAGUUUGUUCUCAUUACCGUGUUGUUUUCUCUCUAUACGUUAAUUACAUUUUUAUGCGUCUACCAAUGUGACGAUUGCGCGGGGGAAGAAAAACUGGACGAACUAGGAAAUAGGGGAAAUGUGGGGCAUAUUGUGAGGGCGUUCCAAGUUUAUGAGGAAGAAGAAGGGAGAAAAAAAGAGGCCAAGAAAUCCGACGUCGCCACGGAGAAGAGUGAUAACAAUGACGGAGAAGCAGAAAAGGUGGAAUUAAAAAAUGGAGGAGUGGGUGUGCCACAUGGUGAGGGGCCGGAGAAACACGAGGAAGAGAGCGAAGAUGAUGGCGCAGUAGAGGCCAAAGAAGAGGACACAAAUGAACACAGACGGGGAACUCCAACAGGGGGUGACAAACAGGACCACCACGCUACCCCAUCCUGUGCUAUCCAAGUGGUAAAUCUGGUAUGCAAAUUAGUUAAAAAACGCACAACUGAGAAAUUCUUUUUCUACUUUUCCAUGUUUGUGCAUGUCACCAUUUCGCUCUCAUACUACACCUUUUUAAGCUACGUGCAUGCAAGAAAUUUCCUGGGGGUGCUGACAACCAUUUCACUGCUAUGCAAUGGGUUGAUUUAUGCGACCAUUUUCUUUCUGCUCAUAAAAUUGGGAAGAAGGAAUAACCUGAAGAAGGACAAUAAAAAAUGGUUGAGAAUUGGCGGCAUCAGAAGGAGGAUAGGGAAGGCAAAAUGGGUGGGCAUAUGGAGAAGAAGGAAAACAAGCGGAAAAGAACAGGAAGAAACAAAUAGGAAUCAUGUGGUAAAAUUGAAAGAAGGAAAUCACAAAAUGGAGGAGAAAUACUUUUUGAAAAAUGAAAAAAGGAGUAUCAUGUUGAUAAAUAAUAUCCUGAAGAACAGCAAAAGUUUUGAGGUUCAUUUUGGUGAAGCAGCUCCCAAGUCAGAAAAUGAAAACUCCGUUAAGAAGAAGGAAAGAAAUAAAUUUAUCAGAAGGUACAAAUUACUAAAAAUAUCCAAAAAGUGGAUUAUAUUUCUUCAAAAUAUUGUAGAUCUAUCCGAUGAACCCGAGAAGUGCUUGUCUAUGUUGAUCAGCUUAACGCUAGAGAAGGAAUUCCCCAGCCUCGAUUUAGACGGCUGUUUGGAAAUAGUAAAGAGGAAUUAUUUCGCCACAAUGAACAAUGUGCCAGCCAUUUUGAAGAACUUUCUCAAAUACACGAAUAAGUUUUUAGCCCUUCUGGAGAGAAGGAAAAAAGGAGAAAAGAAAAAUUCGAAAGGGGGAAGAAGCGGAGGAGGAAGCGAUGGAGGAAGCAAAUGCGCAUACGGACGCAUAAACGACUGCGACGAGUCGGCAAUCAUUUUCGCAUGGGGGUUAAGCAUUCUCAGUUUCGGAAAUCUGCAAGACGUAAACUAUAACCUGUCUCCUGUUCUAUUUCACGUUUCAAAUGUGCUAGCCAAAUGCAGAUAUAUGAAGUACAUAAUUGAUUACUAUUUUAGGUAUAGACCCUGUUUUGGGAUUCUUCCUAUUGGGGGGUUGGGAAAUUACUACCUCCCCCGUCAGACGACUACGGGGGACACACUACUCAUUUGUGACGCUAUUAAUAACGGGUAUGGAGACCAAGAAGGGGAAGGCAAUUUUAAUAUGGUUGGACCCGGAGGGGUGGAAGACGAAACUAUAGUUUUCGAAGUGUCAGGCGAGGGAAAACACCCAGAUGGAUAUAUAAAUGGGAAGAUCGAGGAGCUCAAUGUAGAUGCGGCAAAUCAGCAAGCGUGUUUAAGUCCACGAUUUACCCAUACUAAGAAGACGGAGAGCUACCCAGGCGAGCUAGCCAUUUCGGUAUGGGGUUGUACACCGAGUAGAAAAACUCAAUCUGGUUUAAGCAACAGGAGAAGAGGCGCCCCAGGAAGGAGAGACAAUCAGGUGGGAGAUGGACUCCGCCUUGAAUUUGACCUUAACCGCAUAUACUCCAAGGAACUUUGCAGAAUUUACGUGCAUUGCUUAUUGGCAGAUGUGAGCGAGAUGUACAGAGGGAUACACUACACACAGACGUGCGAAAAGUACCUAUGCAGUGGGGUUUUAAACCUAUGGGGGGAGCAAUACAAGAGCAGUAGCAAUAUGUAUAUGAGGCGGUAUUACGAACAUUUGGAGAGGGGGGCAGAACUGGAGGAGAACAUCGUGGGUGAUCCAUCCUCACGAGGGAAAAUUCAACAGGGAGAUAGGGAUCCAAGGGAACCAAUUUUCAACAUAGAAGAUUACAUAAGCAGCAGGGUCAUAGAAAUAGAUUUUUAUGGACAAUUUGAGCACCUAAAGCCUGCCACGAAAAGUUAUUUAAUGAGCCUCAUUAAAGAAGGGGACUCUUUACAUGUGAAGGAGUUAACAAACUUUUCGGAGGUGACUCGAGAUAGAUCGAAAGAAAUGGAGAGAAAAGAAAAGGAAGAAAAAGAAAAAAAAAGAAAACGAAAAAAUGAACAAUUUUGCAAAGUUUUCUGUAGCGCUUUGGCAGUGUGCAUAGAAAAACGCUGUUGGGAAUUUCUGGACAAAAAUGAACUGACACAGAUUGAAGAGGAAAAAAGACAAAGAAGAAAUUUCACAAUUUCGUGUGAAAACAUGGGGGAGGAAUAUUUUAAUGUACAUGUAUUGAAAAAUUAUGAAGAAAAAGUGACCUACUUUAAGAUUGACUGCUAUGGAGGGGUCAUUUCGGUUGGUGGAGAAUUUUUGAACAAGAAAGGGGAGUUCCUCUGUGUGCACAAAAAGGACAAAGUACGGAGAAAGACAGCUUCGGAGGGGGAUAGAAAAGCCGAAACAAAUUUUACGGAAGAAAAACACGACAAUUUCUUAACCGAAGAGAGUGUCCAGAAGUUGAACACAAACAUGCGGAGUUAUUUAAGUUACGAACGUGUGGAGGAUUCCAAAAUGGAAAUAUUUACUCACAACAGUUACGAAGGUGACGUAGGAAUUACAGGAGAUUUGAAGGGAAUGAAUUUUCAUGAUAGAAAUGCACUAGUGGUCCUAACCCCCCCAGUGGUUAUACCUACAGAGUGCACCAUAGAGGUGUGGCUAUUUCUUGCUUCAAGAGGAGCCACAAAUGGACGGGAAAAGACUUUCCUCUUUUGUGACAUGGAAGGAAAUUCCCCAUUCGUCAUUUCGAGAAUGGGAAACAAAAUUGAGGAUAUAGAAAUACACGUCAGUGAUAAGCGCAGGUUAAGCCGUUACUUUAGACAACUGCACAGUGAGGGGCAGAGAGGACCCAUGGACGAGGCGAAGAGUGGUGAGAAGGAAAACCCUUGGAACGUCUACAUAAAAUGCGAGAAGACUGCCAAAUGGAAUAAAAUAAACUCCAUAGUGAAGCAAAAUGAGUGGAACUUAUUAAAUAUAACCAAAUGUGCUAGUGGAUUAAUUUACUACAUAAAUGGGAAGUACAUGAACAGCGUCUCGCACGAAGUGCUAAAUUUAGAGAAACAAUUACAGAUGAGCAUAUUUGGAAAUUCCUGCUUUGGAAAUAAUAACAUAGGAUUAUGUUCCUCUUUUAAAAUCUUCGAGUUUUUAAAAAAGGAAGAGAUAAAGAGAAGAUACGAAAUUGUGAAGAAAGUCAAAGGAAGAGAAAUGAUUGGAGACAACCUCUUCAUGGAGAUGAAAGACCAAGUAAUAGAAGGCAUAGAUGUCAGAGAUAAAUCCAUGCAGGUUUUGGAAUUUUUCAUAUACUUUGCACAAUCGCAGAAGGCGAAGACGGGGGUAGUUGCCUUCACCAAUGACUUGAAUUACAGAGUGAGAAUGUAUCAGCUACGCUUGGUUUCUAAGUACACAGGUGACACUUCUCCAGGGAGGGGAAACAGUCCUGGGAAAACUCCCCCCCCAAGGGCACAUUUGUACGAAAGAAACAGUAAAGAGUUACACGACAGAGGAAACAAAUUAGGGUUGACGAAUCGACCAAAUGGUGAAGUAGAGGAAUGUGGAAACCUCCACAGGAAAUGCGAAAAAAUAAUUCACAUAGAUGAUAAGGAAGAGUAUGGCUACAAUGUGUACUUGAAAAAAGUGAGAAGAAAGGAAGACGCUCCCAAAAUUUACGGAAUCAAUAUUUUUUCUGACCUCCUUUGCUAUGCAUGCGAUUUGUCCAAAUUUUAUAACCUAAUUGUUGACCCGCCUUUAUCCAUAUAUAACGAAUUAGUAAAACCGUUUGGGUAUACGCUAUCCCUUUGGGUGUUCCUGCCCAUAGAAGAAAACGUUUCGUUUUCUUCGAUAGUUAGUGGAGAAAAGGAUGCACAUAUAAGCGUUUUUAGCGAUAGGCUAGUUAUCGGAUGCGUUGAGAAUUACAAAAGGGGGGAGAAGCAGGGCCAAACCUUUUACCACUCUUCUGGAUUUAGCAUCAGGAAUGUGAAGAGGGGGUGGUACUACCUAACAGUCGUUGGAACUUUAAAGGGGCAAUUUUACUUUAUAAAUGGCUGCUUCAAGGGACAUCAUAAUUUUUGCUCCUUUGAUGAUAUAAAAUAUGUAGGAAAUAGUAGCUUGUUUAUUAACCCAUUUCCCUAUAUCUGUUUCUUCAAAAUGGUGACGAAGCCUUUAUCUGUCACUGAAAUUAUGUGUGAAUAUACAUGCCCUGCUUAUGAUAAGUUAGCUGUUUCUCCCGGUUCUGCUUAUUGGUACCUACUUUUUGCAAACCUCUUUGGAAGAACAGCCGCCAAUAACGGCAGCGUGGACUCCCUGAGUGAUAAAUCUACGUCUUCCAUUGGUUCAGACAAGGGGAAGUAUGUCCACUUUGAAAUUACAGAAUUUUUUGAUGUGCACGUUUAUCCAUACCAAGAGAGGAAAGAUUACCAGUUCGCGUUAUCCGUUACGUCUCUGGGGAACAGAAAGUUAUUUUUUUUUAACAGAAAAAAGGAGCAGAUUAAUAAUUUGAAUAUAUACCUGAACGUCAGCAUAGUCUUGCCUUCAUGUUGGGCAAUUUUUGCUGUCAUCAGUUUGGCGUAUGUGAAUAAAUCUAACUAUCACUGUUUGGUGGGGGGGGGAAAUGGAAAUUCACAUAUUGCCAUUAAGGGCUCCAAUUUAGCCUUAGGAGUUUUAACACACUUGGGGAAGGACAUUUUGCAGAAGGGGGAGAUACCUGCUGAGGUCACAAAUGGGGAAAGAAUGAACCAUUUCGUACGGGGUUCCUUUUCAAAUGAUAAAAAAGAGGCCGCAUCGGGAGGUACCAAUGAAAUGGGUAAUACAGCCCAAUGCCAAACGGGCAGCAAUAUGUAUUACCAGAAUUAUCAACAUUUUCACAGCUCAGGGUACUACCUCCAGAAGGAUCUGAACGAGGAAAUUCUAUUAACAACCAGGUGUCGACAGAAUGAGCAGACCUUUUUCAUUGACUCGCAUGAGGUGGGAGUGUGCAAAUCGUGUCUCAGUCCCAUAUGCUGCAUUGGAAACUGUCGAUCUGUCAGUGGCGAGUAUUUGUCUCCCUUCGGUUUUUACAAAUUUGUGCGGGUCGUUUUUGGGGAUGUUACUGAUGAACAGGUCGUCCAGUUUCACCGCUCCCUUCCUUUGCGGGGGGAGUACAAGUAA
Molecule: messenger RNA, 7176 nt
Organism: Plasmodium inui San Antonio 1
Lineage: Eukaryota; Apicomplexa; Aconoidasida; Haemosporida; Plasmodiidae
Exons: 7
Coding region: 1-7176 (2391 amino acids)
Biological process (GO): protein targeting to ER
Cellular component (GO): signal peptidase complex; membrane
Source: RefSeq, a predicted model, not a curated record